Messenger RNA from Oncorhynchus keta (chum salmon), 3253 nucleotides. Its product is annotated as cGMP-dependent protein kinase 1-like. Gene Ontology annotation, molecular function: cGMP-dependent protein kinase activity; ATP binding. The record is from RefSeq and is a predicted model, not a curated record. NCBI's taxonomy places the organism in Eukaryota, Metazoa, Chordata, Actinopteri, Salmoniformes, Salmonidae. Gene Ontology annotation, biological process: protein phosphorylation. The coding region runs from base 646 to 2640 and encodes 664 amino acids. The transcript is spliced from 21 exons.
GUUAUCGAGAGAAUUAUACAACUGUAAUAGUAUUUAUUUAUGUUAUCGAGAGCAUUACACAACUGUAAUAGUAUUUAUUUAUAACAUUAGGUUAUUAUAAAUGUUGAACCUGCUCAUCAAAUUCAGGAAAAAAAUCCUUAGCCCUAUUGCAAAAAGGCUAUAUCUAUGUGUACCACGAUGCCAAUUUGUAAUAUGAUGACAUGACAUCCACGAUUUUACCUACAAGAAACUUUGGUUAACAAAUACCCCCUUACUAUUGAGCGAGUCAUAUGCAGGCUAAUUAGGUACGAAAAACACUGAAAGAAGUGUGUCCCGUGUCCCAAUUAGGUACGAGAGCAAUGUUGCGCGACGCGAGAGAACAGGGAAUCUGAGAGCCAAGAGUAGCCUACUGGCGAGAGCGUUCAGGCGUCAUCUAUCCAUCGUCUUUCUGUAGCUACAAACAUCCAAUCUUCACUGACAGUAUUGCAAGUGCCUGUGCUGCACCUGUCCAUAAUUUUAAAUCGAGCGAAAACAGAAUCGAAAACAGUCAGCGACAGAUGUGAUUCGAUUCUUUAAAACUAAAAGAUAGACUAUACUGCAGGCAUUCGAUUCUCAGACUUUCUUGCUGAUGUCCUUCAGGUAGCUCUGCACCACUCUACAGAGGCAAUGGGUACACUUCGAGACUUGCAGUUUGCCCUGCAACUGAAGAUUGAGGAGCUUCGCCAGAGGGAUACACUCAUUGAUGAGCUGGAGCUGGAGUUGGAUGCCAAGGAUGACUUGAUUCGGAGGCUGCAGGGUGAACUGGACCGCUACAGGGCAACCAUCACUCCCCCAGAGUCUUCUGGAGCUAUUGAAGGGAAUUCUGCACAGUGUGAAGAGAUCCAGAGAACCAGAAGAAAGACCAUAUUCUCAAAGCCCCUCACUCAGGAUCCAAGGCAACGUGCUUUGGCCACCUUGAAAAGCUACAACAAAAGCCAACAGUCACAGGAGCUGAUUCAGACCUCCUUUUUAGAGAAUGACUUUCUAAAGAACCUGGAAAGUGGGCAAAUCCUGGCUAUAAUGGACUGUAUGUACCCCACCACGGUCAACCAAGGCUGCUGCGUCAUUCAAGAGGGAGACAGUGGAACUCUUGCCUAUGUUCUAGAAGAGGGGAAGAUGGAGAUGACCAAGGAUGCCAAGAAGCUUCUCACAAUUGAACCAGGAAAAGUGUUUGGAGAAUUGGCACUCCUGUACAGCUGCACCUACACCUACACUAUAUCAGCCCUAAAACACAGCAUGUUGUGGGUUAUUGACCGGCAGAGCUUUCAGACCAUCAUGGUGCAGAGUGGCCUCAGCAGACUGGCCGAGUUCAGAGAGCUCCUCUGCAGAGUACCCUUCCUGCGCUCGCUGCCAGAGGAUGUGCUCAUGAAAGUGUCUGAUAUUCUGGAAGAGAGUCGUUACAGUGAAGGUGAUUAUAUUAUUCGCCAGGGUGCCACAGGGGACACGUUCUACAUCAUCAGUAGUGGCCAGGUGAAGGUGACAGAGAACAAGUCAGCCGAUGAAGAGGCAGUACUCCUGUCAACUCUCUCUGAGGGCCAUUGGUUUGGAGAGAAAGCACUGAGGGGAGAGGAUGUGCGGACAGUGAAUGUCAUUGCUGCUGGUGAUGUCACAUGCCUGGUUGUGGAUAGAGAGUCUUUCAAAAAGAUCAUAGGUUUGGUAGAGGACAGUCAUAAUGUGCACAAGAGCAGCGAACUCAAAGCCCAGUCAGAGGAAGAUGCAGCUCUCCUAUCCAACGCCUCUCUCAGAGAUUUCCAGGUGAUCUGUAACCUAGGAGAGGGAGAAACGGGUCAUUCAGAGCUGGUACAGCUUAAGACCAACAUCAACUGCCCGUUCACCAUGAGGGUGUUGAGGAAGCAUCAGAUCCUAAGCACUGCUCAACAGGAGUGCAUCCUGAGGGAAAGACACAUCCUCAUGGCAGCUCAUAGUCCAUUCAUCGUCAGGUUACACCGUACCUUCCGAGAUGCAAAGUGCCUGUACAUGCUGACAGAAGCUUGUUUAGGUGGUGAGCUCUGGAAUCUACUGAAAGACAGAGGCUCGUUUGAUGACAGUAGCACACGUUUUUACACUGCCUGUGUUGUUGAGGCCCUUAUCUUCCUGCACCACAACAAUAUCACAUACAGGGAUCUGAAGCCUGAGAAUGUAGUUCUUGACCAGCGUGGAUAUGCCAAAGUGGUGGGGUUUGGUUGUGCUAAAAGAGUGGGCUUGGGUAAGAAAACGUGGACGUUCUGUGGCACACCUGACUAUGUGGCCCCUGAGAUAAUCCUGAACAAGGGGCACAGUGUGUCUGCAGAUCUCUGGUCUCUAGGCGUCUUCGUGUUUGAACUGCUGAGUGGAAGUCUCCCAUUCUGUGGCACUGAUCCUAUGAAGACUUUCACAGCCACCAUCCGUGGGAUUGACCUGGUUGAAUUCCCCAAAACCAUCAGUAAGAGUGCCUCAAGCCUGAUCAAGAAGCUCUGCAGGAACAACCCUGCAGAGAGACUGGGGAACCAGAGAAACGGGGCCAAGGACAUCCAGAAGCACAAGUGGUUUGAAGGUUUCAACUGGGAAGGACUUCGCAAAGGCACUUUGUCUCCCCCAAUCAUACCGAAAGACAAUGACCCAACACACCUCCAGGCUGUGUAAGGGCUAUGUGACCAAGAAGGAGAGUGAUGGAGUGCUUCAUCAGAUGACCUGGCCUCCACAAUCACCCGACCUCAAGCCAAUUGAGAUGGUUUGAGAUGAGUUGGACCACAGAGUGAAGGAAAAGCAGCCAACAAGUGCUCAGCAUAUGUGGGAACUCCUUCAAGACUGCUGGAAAAGCAUUCCAGUUCAUCAGUCACUUGGAGGACAGCAAAUUGGACCCCUUCACUGACAUCCUUGAGGACUCACCAGCUGUUGAGGACUCAGACUGGGACAUAGAUUUCUGAUUGAACAAUAUAAUGCUGAUCUGGGUUGAAUCCUACACAUGAUCUGAUACGAAAAUAGUUUUUGGUACUGGAAAUAAAUGAAACCGAAGAGAGAGAGCAAUGUAAUGCAAUUGUGUUCAGCGUUCUUUUAUUUCAACGGGUUAGAAUUCUUUGUAAUGACAUAUUUUGUGAACUAGCAAAGAAGUGAAUGUUGUUAGCUGUUCCUGUAUUAUGAUAUUUCUUACUUUGUAUUAUUGUUUUACCAAAAGUGUUAUGUAGGCAUUUUCAAUUCAUAAACAUAUGAGUCAACAUCUGAAUAUUUGUAAGUAAAUAAACAAACAAAUAAUAAU